CUGCUAAACUCUACUUAAGUUUGAAAAUCUCUUUUAACUUAAAGUUACAUGUUAUUGAUGGUUCCUUUUUUUUUAUUAUUACUUUACUACUGUUCCUUAGGGUAAAAUUAAAAGAAAUUCAGAUAUUGCAUAUACACAGCAUUUUUCCUACAUUACGCUUAGUAGUUUUGAAAUUAUAUUUGACUAUAUUUGACAAUCUGAAUAAAAAGUAAACUUUUACUUGCAUAAUUUAAAAUUUUUGAAAUUUAAUCAUCUAUCUCUUUUUACAAAAAUUAUAUUCUUAAGUGUGAUUCUAUUUCUAACUGUUGGUGACAACAGUAUCACUAUUGCUAUGUAGAGAAAAAUUUUAAAUGAUUGUUAUUAUUUAAUCUGCCAGUAUAAGUCUGAUUUAGGGGUAACACUUAUAGUGUGAUGAAAUAAAGAUAUACACUAAAGAGGGCUAAAUAAUAAGAUAGCCAGUCAUAUUUAUGUAUAUUUCAGUAACCAUAAUAGUCAAUACAUAUUUUCUGUGAAUAUAGACUUUAUAAAACUGUCAUCACAUUUAAUUACAGUUUGUGAGUUUCAUGUAAGAAUAGGAUGAUCUUUUUAAACACCGACCAGACCAAUUAUAAAUGCUUAACAAAUAUUUUCUGAAUGUUAACAUUCCUAUAGUGAAUUUAAAAAAUAAUUUUCAAGGGAUACAGAAAUGCUAAUAUUCUUUCAACACUAUAGUGCCCUUGCCAAUAAGUGAAAUUAUUAAAAAUCACUCUUUUACUUUUCCUCUAGAAAACAUCUUCCAUUAACCCAAAACUCUAUUACAGAACAUAAAAUGCUUGAGAGUACAUUUUAUUUUCUUGUCUUUAUCCAACUAUUUGAAAGAUGUAAGGUAUUAUAUUGUUUAGUAAAAUCCAAAUCAUAUUUUUCAAACUCCUCCUCCUAGUUUCUUAAACUUUUAUAUAUGUAAUAUCUGCUGAGAACUAAAUAAGUUAUUAGUGCCAGUUUAUUGGAGAAUGUCAGUUUUUCCCUUCCUGUUCUGCAUAUGCAUUAUUUAUAUUUAUUAACCAUAAAAUCAUUUACUUUAAUAGUUUAACUAUAUUUGGUCUUAUUUGUGUUGGUUAUGUUUUAUGAAAAAAAUCCUCUUUUCAAUUUUCCAUCAAAGUUAGGCAAUUUACACUAAAGUGACAAGUGAGUGAAAAUUUUAUUUUUUAAAAAUAUUUUAUUGAGGAAGGGAGAGGGAGCGAGAGACAGAAACCACAAUGAUGAGAGAGAAUCAUUGAUCAGCUGUCUCCUGCAUGCCCCACACUUGGGAUCAAGCCCCAAAACAGAGCCUGAAACCCUGGGCAUAUGCUCUGACAGGAAUUGAACGAUGACCCCCUGGUUCAUAUGUCUACACUCAACCACUGAGCCACACCAGCUGGGCAGAAUAUUUUAUUUUUAUCCUUAAUUAAAAUGGAAGUGGGCGUAACUAAAUUAUGUUUGUCUGUGUUUUGUAUCCAAACAAGUGAACUUCCAUGGCUCUUAUGUCAUGGAUGAUCACCAAUUGGGUCAAUGAGUGUAGGGAACACUUACUGUUUUGUAUUCCCAUAUAUUCACCUUCUCCUUGGAGUAGCGUUCUUCCUUGGGGGAAACUGCUUAUUCUGACAUUCUCACUCCAACUCCCAAGGCUUUAGUUGACGCAGUGGUGUUUUUCAAUAGCCCCAUCUCCAUUGUCCCAGGGGAUGGACUCUUAUCAAAGCUGACAGGUCAAACCCCUUCCCUGGAAAGCAUAUCUUUCCAUUGACUUUAUGCCUUCUUCAUGUUCUUCCAAAGACAUUGCCUGAACUCAGAGCUUAUAGUGACUUCUAAUAAAAUAAAUGGGCAUUUUGUCUGAACGUUACAGGCUGUGCACACAAGGAGUUUAUGAAGGAAAAAACUUCUCAAAGGCUAUGUAGCUCAGAGACUGACAAUACAACAUCUCCCCCCCCCCCCCAGGAGAUACAGGUACAUUCCCAUUUGUCUGGAUUUAAAAAUUCAUAACUUCUAACACAAUAGAACAGAUUAGUAUUUUGGUAAUAGAAUGUAAGCUCCUCAGGAGCAAGAAUUUUUGUGUUUCCCGUCUCAUCUCCAGAAGCUAGGGAAUUUUCUGCACAGCGAAAUACUUACUGAAUGACUCAAUGAAUUUGUCUUCAGCCGAGUUUUGAAUAAUGAAAUUGUACCUUUAUAAAGAAGAUGAAUAUAGAUAAAUAGGUAUUACUUUGCUCUCACAACUACUGCUAGCUACCUGAACAACACUGCAUAAUAGGUAGGGGGAAAGGAGUACCCAAAAAGGCAUUCAGCGCGUUUUUUUGCUCUUACAUUGUGCUUUGAAAUGAAAACUACCUGAAGUUGUAAAACAGAACGCUGGGUGGCGCUGCAGGACAAGAGAGUAAAAACCUCUCCGCGAUUGCAAAACUACGUAAAGCCGUAAAGCCAUCUCGACCGCUUGCAAGGGCAGCAUUUUACACCACCGGAGCUAGAAGGUUUCAGAGAAGCCGCUAUCCCCAUCCCCACGCCAGUCAAUGUUAGGAACUGACUCGAGAUUUUUGAACUAAGAUAGCAGAGUUGGCUGCAAAGCAAUCAUUUUGUGAUUUCAUACUGGAUCGUUUGGACAAGGAGGAAGGAUGGAGACGCCGCUCCCCAAAGCGCCCCGGAAAAGGCAAGUGACCGCCAUUAUUAUUCUAUUACUAUUGUGGGAGGCGGGCGGUGCGGCCCUUAACUAUUCCGUUCUAGAAGAGAGGGAGAGCGGCUCUUUUGUGGCCAACCUCGCAAAAGAUCUGGGUCUGGGCUUAGGGGAGCUGGCCGCGCGUGGCGCCCGGAUUCUAUCCAAAGGGAACAAACAGCAUUUGCAGCUCGAGCAGAAGAGCGGGUAUUUGCUCCUCCAAGAAAAAUUGGACCGGGAAGAGUUGUGUGGUGACACGGAUCCGUGCAUACUGCAUUUCCAGGUGUUACUGAAAAACCCGCUGCAGUUUAUUCAAGGGGAACUCCAGCUCCGGGAUGUAAAUGACCAUGCCCCCGAAUUCUUGGAACAGGAAAUCCUCCUGAAAAUCCCGGAAAGCAGCCAGCCCGGGACUGCCAUUCCUUUGAAAACAGCUCAGGAUUUAGACGUGGGCAGCAACACAGUUCAGAACUACACCAUUAGCACCAACCCGCAUUUCCACCUGUUCACUCGCAGUCACAGCGAUGGCAGGAGAUACCCCGAGCUGGUGCUGGACAAAACACUGGACCGUGAAGAGCAGUCAGAGCUCAGGUUAACCCUCACGGCGCUGGAUGGUGGGUCGCCGCCCAGGACGGGGACUUCCCAGGUUGUCGUUGCGGUCCUGGACAUAAAUGACAACGCCCCUGAGUUUGCUCAGCUGCUCUAUGAGGUGCAGGUCUCAGAGAACAGCCCUGUGGGCUCCCUGGUCAUCACCGUCUCCGCUAGAGAUUUAGAUGCUGGGACCCAUGGCGAGCUCUCCUACUCCUUUUUCCAAUCAUCAAAUCAAGCCAUUCAGGUGUUUGAACUAAACGCAGUCACGGGAGAACUUCGGUUAAAAAGAAUGCUGGAUUUUGAGGAAAUUCGGUCUUACCGUAUGGAAAUUGAGGCCUCAGACGGUGGAGGCCUUUCUGGGAAAUGCACCGUAGCCAUAGAAGUGAUGGAUAUAAAUGACAACGCCCCGGAACUGACCAUGUCAUUACUCAUCAGUGACAUCCCAGAAAACACCCCAGACACGGUGGUAGCUGUUUUUGGAAUUUCAGAUCCAGACUCUGGAGACAAUGGCAAAAUGACUUGUUUCAUCCAAGACCAUCUCCCCUUCCUACUGAAACUUACUGUAGACAAUUUCUACACCCUGGUAACAGAAGGAGCGCUGGACAGAGAGAGUCAGGCCGAGUACAACAUCACCAUCACCGUCACCGACUUGGGGACCCCCAGGCUGAAAACCCAGCACAACAUCACCCUGCUGGUGUCCGACGUCAACGACAACGCCCCCGCCUUCACCCAAACCGCCUACACCCUGUUCCUCCGCGAGAACAACAGCCCCGCCCUGCACAUCGGCAGCGUCAGCGCCACAGACAGGGACGCGGGCGCCAACGCCCAGCUCACCUACUCGCUGCUGCCGCCCCACGACCCGCGGCUGCCCCUGGCCUCGCUCGUGUCCAUCAACGCGGACAACGGCCACCUGUUCGCCCUGAGGGCGCUGGACUUCGAGGCGCUGCAGGCGUUCGAGUUCCGCGUGGGCGCCACGGACCGCGGGUCGCCCGCGCUGAGCAGCCAGGCGCUGGUGCGCGUGCAGGUGCUGGACGCCAACGACAACGCGCCCUUCGUGCUGUACCCGCUGCAGAACGGCUCUGCGCCCUGCACCGAGCUGGUGCCCAGGGCGGCCGAGCCGGGCUACCUGGUGAGCAAGGUGGUGGCGGUGGACGCAGACUCGGGCCAGAACGCCUGGCUGUCGUUCCAGCUGCUCAAGGCCACGGAGCCCGGGCUGUUCGGCGUGUGGGCGCACAAUGGCGAGGUGCGCACGGCGCGGCUGCUGAGCGAGCGCGACGCGGCCAAGCACAGGCUGCUGGUGCUGGUCAAGGACAAUGGCGAGCCCGCGCUGUCGGCCAGCGUCACGCUGCACGUGCUGCUGGUGGAUGGCUUCUCGCAGCCCUACCUGCCGCUGCCCGAAGCGGCGGCCGACCAGGCGCAGGCCGACCCGCUGACCGUGUACCUGGUCAUCGCGCUGGCGUCGGUGUCGUCGCUGUUCCUGUUCUCGGUGCUGGCGUUCAUCGCGGUGCGGCUGUGCAGGCGGAGCAGGGCCGCCUGGGUGGGUGGCUGUUCGGUGCCUGAGGGCCCCUUUCCGGGCCACCUGGUGGACGUCAGCGGCACAGGGACCCUGUCCCAGAGCUACCAGUAUGAGGUGUGUCUGACUGGAGGCUCCGGAUCAAAUGAGUUCAAAUUCUUGAAACCGAUGAUCCCCAACCUCCUACCCCAAGGCGCUAAUGAAGAAAUAGAGGGAAAUGCCACCUUCCAGAAUAACUUCGGAUUCAAUUAGGAAUCUCAUCAUGAUGCAGUGUCUUUUGUAAUAUCUUUAGUUCCUCCAGGUACAGAGUUUGAGAGCAUCAUGGACAACAAUCCUAACUUUAAGUAUAGCCUGGAUGUCUCUUUUGGGUGUCAGUGGAGUGGGGACCAGUAUGAGGUGUGUCUGAACCAGCGAGUUCAUGUUCCGCAAACCAACUGUCGGCAAGUUUAUGCGUGAAGGGGCUGGUAGGGGACACCGAGGAAAACUCUAACUUUACAAAUAAUUUUGAGUUCAAUCAGGAAUCUCAUCUUGAAAAGACCUGAUAAAUGAUAAUAUACAUCCGGGUAUUUCCCAACCCUUGCAUUCACAGAAGAGCAUACAUAUUCACACAUUCAUAAUUAUUGCCAUAUUUAUAGUUAUUGCAACCUGUUGAAGUAUUUCAUAUUCUGAAUCUCUAGGUGUUUCUGUUGUUUUGUCAGGUUCCCCCUCACAUUUUGCAUGAUCCUACAAUAACAGAGCACUGGUGUUUCUCAGGAUUUUGGGGUAAGAUUUUUGGAAGUUAUCAAUGUUUUCAGAUUCCUGAUAUUUUAGCUUGUUCACUGAUACAUUGUUAUGAUUAAGAGAAUUGUGUUUAACGAUUAUCAUCAGCAUGAGUCUAACUAAGGUAGAUGAUGGCUUUUAGUUUUAAAAAUAAUUUUCAUUUAUGCAAAAAUUACUGUGACCUUGUAAAUUAUUUGAUUCCUGUAAUGUUGUUUCAAAAACACUGCCGUAGUUUUUCAAAUGAACUAAUAUUUUAGCUGGAUGUUUUCUAAGUUGAGUGUUUUCUUUCAAAAUUGAGAGCAUUUAGUUAGACCACCUGCUAUAAUUUUAAAUGAUGCAAUUCCUGUUAAAUAGAAAAAAGUAGAAAAAUAUUGGUAGACUUACGAUUACCUUUUUAUAAUAAAUGGUUUUGAGUAUGUAAA
This is a messenger RNA of Myotis daubentonii (Daubenton's bat), 5938 nucleotides long. Its product is annotated as protocadherin beta-17-like. The record is from RefSeq and is a predicted model, not a curated record. NCBI's taxonomy places the organism in Eukaryota, Metazoa, Chordata, Mammalia, Chiroptera, Vespertilionidae. Gene Ontology annotation, molecular function: calcium ion binding. Gene Ontology annotation, biological process: homophilic cell-cell adhesion. Gene Ontology annotation, cellular component: plasma membrane.